AUGAAGUUGAUAAAAUCAUUGAUUAGAUCUAUUAUUGCAUCUCCAAAAAAUAUAUACUAUGAUCAAAACUUAAAUAUACAAUUGGAUUUAUCGUAUAUUAAUUCUAGAGUAAUAGUAAGUUCAGCACCGACAACUUCAUACAUUGAAUCAUGGUAUAGGUACCCGUUAGAAGAUCUUGUGAAGUAUUUAAACUUCAAGCAUGGUGAGAAAAAUUGGAUGCUUUUUAAUUUCAGAGGUGAAGGACCUGGAUAUGAAGAUAAACAAGUUGAUAAUAGAGUUCGGCAUUUUCCAUUUCCUGACCAUUAUCCCCCGACAAUAAAAAUUUUGAAGGAUUCUGUGUUUGCUAUUGGUCAGUUUCUAGAUUCGAAUGAUGAGCAUGUCGUUGUUUUACAUUGUAAAGCUGGUAAAGGUAGGUCAGGAACUAUUUGUUGUGCAUUUUUAAUUUAUGAUUCUUUAGCCAAUUCUAAAGAUUUGAGUGUUGAUGAGGUUAUUCUGUGGUAUACUUUGAAAAGAAUGAGAUCUUUUGGAGGUGAUGGGGUUAGUAUUUUGAGUCAACGGCGGUAUUUAUUGUAUUGGCACAUAUAUUUGAGAGAUCCUGUUGUUAAAUAUAAUUAUGAGAAUUGGGUACGGGCUAAAGAUUUAGUUAGAAUUACAAAAAUUGUGUUAAUUGAUUGUUCAAAAGAUGAAGUAUUAAUUAGUUUGUCUGAAUAUGAGUUGGUACAACAACAAGAGGGUAGGACAAACACAAUUGUGAAAAUAUUACUAUCUUCGUUACAUCUGAGAAACUGCAAUAUAGGUAAGUAUGAGAAUAACUUGGUAUAUGAUUUUUUUAAACCAAUUCCUGUGAAUGAAGAUGUAAUGAUUGGAAUAGGGCAUUUUUGUUACAUUUGGUUCAAUAUGUUUUUUGAAUCGCAACAUAAUUAUGCUAGAAGUGAAGUCAAAAUUGCCCCGUUCGACCGAGAUGCUGAAUUGAAAAUUGAUGCUGGAGUAAUCAGUUUUAAUUGGGAAGAUAUUGAUGGCUUCAAAGGUACGAAACAGCAAGGUCUUAAAGUAUUUAAAACGAUUGAGAUUUAUUUUGAAAAAUAG
Molecule: messenger RNA, 1086 nt
Organism: Lodderomyces pseudojiufengensis
Lineage: Eukaryota; Fungi; Ascomycota; Pichiomycetes; Serinales; Debaryomycetaceae
Gene: TEP1
Product: putative phosphatidylinositol-3,4,5-trisphosphate 3-phosphatase
Exons: 1
Coding region: 1-1086 (361 amino acids)
Biological process (GO): phosphatidylinositol 3-kinase/protein kinase B signal transduction; cell motility; protein dephosphorylation
Cellular component (GO): nucleus; cytosol; plasma membrane
Molecular function (GO): phosphatidylinositol-3,4,5-trisphosphate 3-phosphatase activity; protein tyrosine phosphatase activity
Source: RefSeq, a predicted model, not a curated record